Molecule: messenger RNA, 672 nt
Organism: Penicillium oxalicum
Lineage: Eukaryota; Fungi; Ascomycota; Eurotiomycetes; Eurotiales; Aspergillaceae
Exons: 2
Coding region: 1-672 (223 amino acids)
Source: RefSeq, a predicted model, not a curated record
AUGACGACUGCCCAUCGACCCCCCAUGGCGCAGAUUCUCGGACCCAAACCUAUCUCACGUCUCAGUGAAGAAGAGGGAACUGCCAUUCUGGAAACCCAGGAUGCUAUCGCUCAAGGAUUCAACACUGUCCUUGGACGACGAGACAAGCCCCAGACCCUGGAUGAUAGUAUCUGGGCUCCAAAAGGUGCCAAAUCUGACGCACCUUCAAACAGACAGCAGAAGGGCACUUCUGACAGUUACAAGACUGGUGUUUACGAGGCAGCCCAAGCAAUUCAUAAUAAGAUCCAACGCGGCCCAGGCAAUUGUCACCCCGAGAGACCUGAUUCCAGCCGAGGCUAUCAUGGUCAAGUCUACCCCCAACACGGUACCUUUACCGGAAACCGUGUUCCAUUCAUUCAAGACUCGUUUACUGUGGACAUGUUGCUUCCAGAGAAAAAGCCUGUGCGCACCGUCAACCAAACUUGUAGUUGGAACAUCCCGGGAAACAAAGAGCGAGUCCACAAAGACUCCGUUCUUGAUGGCAGUGGUGAGGGCUCUCUUCGUCUGGGUGCUUCCAAGCACAUGCAGACCUAUCUCAACCCUGAACCCACUUGCUUUGUUCCGGGCAGGGGUUUCAGCCACGAUACAGGCAUACUUGCCUCUGAAAUUACCGAGAAGUCCGGGAACGGGUGA